AGCAAUUUUAUUCUAACUCGUGUGAAAUUCAUGUUUUGUUAGCCUGUCUAGCAAGCUGAUGUCGACUGGUUGACAAUAUCUUUAGAUGGAUAUGUUUGCAUAAAAGUUGUACAGAAGCCACUCCUAACUCGUGGGGCAAUGGCUGACCAACAUUCCCCACCUGAGAUGUCCCAGAAGACUGAGUACCUGGAGCCUGAUAAUGAAUCGGACAGGGAUUCUGGUGUUGGGGAAGAUGCAGGAGAAGAUGCUGAUACUUACAAUCAAUACAGUGUAAAUGAAGAAGACGAAGACAUGGAGAUGGAUAAUAUGAAUGGAAAUGAUGGAGAGUCUGAAGACUUUACAGUGUUUGUUGCCUUUCAAGGGAACAUGGAAGAUGAGGACUUCGUUCAAAAACUUGACACCGUCGUCAGUGGGAUACCUAACAUACUUAAUAUGGACUCUGAGAGGCUGCAGCCACAACAUGUGGAGCCAUGGAACAGUGUUCGUGUUACCUUCAACAUUCCUCGUGACGCUGCUGAGCGACUCCGACUGCUGGCCCAGAACAAUCAGCAGCAGCUUAGAGAACUGGGUAUUCUCUCUGUGCAAAUAGAAGGUGAGGGAGCAAUUAAUGUGGCUGUGGGACCAAACCGAGGACAAGAAGUCAGAGUGAAUGGACCAAUAGGAGCACCUGGUCAGAUGAGAAUGGAUGGUGGCUUUCCAGGUCAGCCUGGUCCAGGAGGGGUAAGGAUGGCCAAUCCAUCUAUGGUUCCACCAGGCCCUGGCAUGGUGGGUCAGCCUAUGUUACCAGGCAGUAGUGGACAAAUGCAUCCUCGUGUUCAAAGGCCACCUUCACAAGCAGAUGUGAUGGAUCCAAUGAUGCCAGUUAUGUCUGUUCAGCAGCAGCAGCAACUUCAGCACCAACAGGUUGCUUCCCAUGCUUCUGCUCAUCAUAUACAAGCUCUGCAGGGAGGGAGACCACUCAAUCCAGCUGCGCUGCAGCAGCUACAACAACAGCAUCACCAACAGCAGCAGGCCCAGCAGCAGGUUCAGCUUUCCCAGCUUGGACCCAGACCCCCAUUUAACCCUCCAGGCCAAAUGUCUGCACCUCCUGGCUGGAAUCAGUUGCCGUCCGGUGUACUCCAGCCACCAGCAGCUCAGGGAGGCCCUACAUGGAGAAAACUUCCACCCCAGGGGCAAAUGGUUCAGCGCCCACCCUCUCUAGCUACAGUUCAGACCCCCAAUCAUCCUCCACCCCCGUACCCAUUUGGCAGUCAGCAGGCAGGGCAGUUAUUCAGCACUAUGGGUCAAGGACAGUUGCAGCAGCAACAACAGCCAGGAAUGGGUCAGUUUGCUGCACCCCAACCUAAAAGCCAACAAGGUGGCCCCGUUGGGGUCACUGGACAACCCAGACCCCCGCCACCUCUUCCACCAACUACUGGACCACAGGGCAACCUCACUGCCAAGUCCCCUGGAUCAUCCUCAUCUCCUUUCCAGCAAGGUUCUCCAGGGACACCUCCCAUGAUGGCUCAGAGACCUACCACUCCACAGGGUUUCCCUCAGGGUGUUGGUUCACCAGGUAGAGCAGCCCUCACUCAACAGGGUAACAUGCAGCAAGGAUUCAUGGGAAUGCCCCAGCAUGGACAGCCUGGGGCCCAAGUUCACCCAGGUAUGGCAAAGCGUCCUAUGGGCUUUCCAACUCCAAACUUUGUCCAAGGUCAGGUGAGUGCGAGCACUCCAGGAGCCCCCGUUGGUGGAGCAACUCAGCAGCUACAGAACAACCAAGCAAUGACUCACGCAGGAACCCAGCCAUCAGCCUCCACACCAAACUCAAUGCAGGGACCACCCCAUGUCCAAUCUAAUGUUAUGGCUGUGCAAAGUAGCAUGGCAGGUCCGCCUCCUGGUACAACAGCUGGACCUAGCAUGGGCCAGCAGCAGGCUGGCCUCCAGACCCAGAUGAUGGGCCUCCAGCAUCAGGCCCAGCCUGUGUCUUCCUCCCCCAGCCAGAUGGUUCAAGGCCAGGGUGGAGGUCAGACUGUCCUUUCAAGGCCCAUUGGUCAAGGGCAGAGAGGAGGGAUGACCCCACCUAAGCAAAUGAUGCCACAACAAGGCCAGGGGGUGAUGCAUGGGCAGGGUCAGAUGGUUGGAGGCCAAGGACAUCAUGCCAUGCUCCUGCAGCAGCAGCAGCAACAAAACUCAAUGAUGGAGCAAAUGGUUGCCAAUCAAAUGCAAGGAAACAAGCAGGCUUUUGGAGGCAAGAUUCCACCUGGGGUUAUGCCUGGCCAGAUGAUGCGUGGCCCUUCACCAAAUGUUUCUGGAAAUAUGGCUCAGUUUCCGGGACAGGUCCCACAGCAGAUGACUCCUCAGCAGCAGCAGCAAUUAGCUCAACUUCAACAGCAGCAGCAGUUACAACAGCAUCAGCUGCAGCAGCAGCAGUUACAACAACAGCAGCAGCAGCAACACCAGCAGAUGAACCAGCAACAGCCCCAACAGGUUCAAAUUUCUGGCAAUCCUAAUCAGACUAUGAGCAUGCAUGGUCAACAGAUGAGACUUCCUGCUGGUCAUCAUCUUAUCCAACAACAACAACAACAACAGUUACAGCAGCAGCAGUUUCAGCAGCAACAACAACAGAAACAACAACAAGCAAUGCUGCAGCAGCAACAACAACAGGCAGCUCAGCAGCAUCAACAUGUCAUGGGAGACCCAAAUGGGGCUGGAGACAUGGGUGUGCAACAAAUGGUCCCUGAUAUGCAGGCACAGCAGCAGCAAGGCAUGAUUGGAGGUCCUCAGCACAUGCAGAUGGGAAAUGGACACUUUGCAGGUCAUGGCAUGAACUUCAACCCUCAGUUCCAAGGUCAAAUGCCUAUUGGAGGGCCAUGUGGGCAACCAGGAGGCUUUCCAGUUAGUAAAGAUGUUACGCUGACCAGCCCACUGCUAGUCAAUCUUUUGCAGAGUGAUAUCUCAGCAAGUCAGUUUGGACCAGGAGGAAAACAGGGGGCAGGUGGAGACAAUCAGGCAAAGCCUAAAAAGAAGAAACCUGUGCGAAAGAAAAAGCCCAAAGAAARUGACGGCCAACAGCAAGUUGAGGGACCUGGUGGUCUUGAUGGGGCAGCUGGGCUGGAUGAUUCUGAAGUGUCCAAUCUGGGUGGGGAGCCGGGUUUGAACUCAGAAAACCCAGUCCAGAAACUCCCUGAUUUUGCAAACAGGCCUGCAGGCUUUCCUAAUCAGACAGGAGAGCAAAGAGUACUGCAGCAAGUACCCAUGCAGUUUAUGCAACAGCAGCAGCAGCAACAACACCAACAACAACAGCAUUUGCAGCAACAGCAAAUGCAGCAUCAGCAAAUGCAGCAUCAACAGCAAAUGCAACAGCAGAUGCAACAGCAACAAAUGCAACAACAGCAGCAGCAACAACAACAACAAUUACAACAGCAGCAGCAACAACAACAACAACAACUACAACAGCAGCAGCAGCAACAACAAUUACAGCAACAACAAAUGCAGCAGCAGCAGCAGAUGAUGCAUGCUCUCCAGAAUGCUCAAGGCCAGCAAGGGAUGACAGGGCCACAAGCUUCAGCUCAAGGCCAACCACAGAUGCAUCCUCAUCAGCUGCAGCAGCAACAGCAGCAGCAGCAACAACAACAGAUGAUGAUGAUGCUUAAGAUGCAACAGGAGCAGGCAAAGAAUCGAAUGCCCAUGCCCCCAGGAGGACAGCUCCCUCCCCGGGGUAUGGCCAAUCCAACAGAGGCACAAAGGCAUCCAGUUUCACAGCAAAGCAACAUGCCUGUAAUGAUCAGCCUUCCAGGACAUGGAAGUGUGCCACCAUCACCUGACAAAGCYCGGGGGAUGCCCUUGAUGGUGAACCCACAGCUUGCAGGUGCUGUUCGAAGAAUGUCCCAUCCUGAUGCUGGGCAGGGUACCCAGGGCACUGGAUCUGAUGAGGUUCUUACAGGUGCACCGUCAAAGCAGGACAGGCCUGGUGGCUCAGAAAUUGGGACACAGCCAGGAAAUGGGACUCAACAGGUUGUGUCCAGCCAGGGUUCCAAUGCUCAUUUGAUGAAGCAAGGGUCUGGUCAAACACAAAUGCCCCAGCAUACCGGGGCCAGUCCUCAGCAGCAGUUGCCCAGUCAGCCUCAACAAGGCGGUCACAUGUCUAGCCUUCAUUUUCCUAAUGCCCCUACAACUUCACAAAGCUCCAGGCCUAAAACCCCCAACAGAGCCAGCCCAAGACCCUAUCAUCAUCCUCUAACUCCAACUAAUCGCCCACCCAGUACUGAGCCCUCAGAAAUUAACCUUUCUCCUGAGAGGCUAAAUGCUUCAAUUGCUGGACUAUUUCCUCCUAAAAUUAACAUUCCUCUUCCUCCAAGACAGCCAAACCUUAACAGAGGAUUUGACCAACAGGGUUUGAACCCAACAACCCUGAAAGCAAUUGGGCAGGCACCUCCUAAUUUAACUCUAACAAGCAACAAUAACAACAAUGGUAACACAGGAGGAAAUAACACUAACAAUCAGAUGUCUUCUGGACCUGGUGUUGGGGGUUUAGGUACAAAGCAAGACAAACAGCCUGCAGGCCAAAGUAAGAGGGCAAGUCCUAGCAAUAGUCGCAGGUCAAGUCCCGCAUCUAGUCGCAAGUCAGCCACUCCAAGUCCAGGAAGACAAAAGGGGGCAAAAAUUACAAUCAACUGCCCUCCACAUCAGCAGCAAUUAGGAAACCCUCAAGGGCAAACAAUGAUGCUAAGCCCUUCCUCGGUGCCUCAAAGUCCAGUAUCUCUGCCUUCACAACUAAGCGGAGGCAUGGAGGCACAGCAGACCCAAAGUCCCAUUCAUGGGAUUCACGGCAACCCAGCUGAUGGAGUCAGGGAAAACCAGGGAAUGCUUACAGUCGAAAGACACACACCUCAAUCUCAGUCCCAACCAUUCAGGGAUUUAUCAGCCCCCAGAAUAACAAGUCCUCGUCUGCCAGCACCCCAGCAGCCUAAACCUGAUAUGGAAGUGCAGGGAAGCACAACUGAUAGACAUCCAACACAGCAAACAUCUAUACAGGACUCAGAGGCUUCACCUGCUCUCAGAUCAGCUCCAACAUCCCUCAACCAGUUGCUAGAUAACGCGAGUGUUGCAAACAUGCCACUUCGAACGGUUCAGACUAAUACUGUUGUCAUAGGAAAAGACAGCCUGAAGUCUGCUUUGGAUCCAGACAGGCCACUUCCCACUAAUUCCCAGAGCUUUUCAUCUGUUGUUACCACUGCUACUGUACAGGAAACUGAGGCUAAAUCUAAACCAGCUUCUUGUAUUCCUACUAGCAGCCCUGCCUUGCAGCUUACUUCAGUCCCCAGCUCGCACCUUCCCACUAAUGUAAGCUUGAGUACUCUUGGCCUUAACCAAAAUCCCAUUUCUAGUCUCAUUAAUUCGAAUUCAAACAUAAAUUCAAUGACCAGUCUUUGCAACUCAGUCAGCACUAACACUAAUGCGACACCAGGUCUUAGCACCAGUACAAUCACUUCUGGUCAGAACAGUUCUGCCACAGCUGUUAGUACCAGCUCUGUUGUACACCCAGCCAAUUCAUCUCUUAAGCCAAGUCCUAGUCCUAAACCUGUGACAAGUGUUCCCUCAGUCAUACAGGUCCCUUCAUCUUCAACCAACAUUUCUCCCAAUCAGAUCAGAGUGUUGUUCGCACCAAAUGCCAUUACUUCUGCCCCUACUUCACAGGUGUCCGCAUCUAUGGUGUCCACUAUGAUGGCUGUCCCAAACAAAAACAUUAGACCUCAGGACAUCAGACAGCAGAAUUCCGGCCCACGACCUGCUCAGUUCAUCACAACCACUCCUGUGUUUAUCAACCCAGUUUUCCAGGUCACGGGUUCUUCUAUGGCUCCCAAUACAACAGUGGUAUCACAGUCUGUCACCAUGGUGGGCUCUAUCCAGGUGUCGGCUGCAAACAUCCAACUUUCUCCUGCUCCAACUUCCACACAAUCAUCAGGGGCUACAAUGACAAGUGCUCAGCUCACAAAGAAUGCUGUUGGACAGGUUCAUGUAGCCAGUAGUAUGUCCUCUUCAGUCCCUGCUGGUACUCUCCUAGCUCCUCAACAAAUGAACCAAGGACAUGUCAAAACAGAACAUUUGGGAGAGACGAGUUCUGCUCAAAAAUCUGCUCUCCCUGUGUGUCAGCCACAUUCCCAUCCAAGCCAAUCAAUGUCUUCUUUUCAACCACCUCUGGCCUCUCCUCCUCCCUGUUCUAGUCCUGGAGCUGUUAACACAAUCCGAAAGAGCCCUGUAUCUUCAUCUCCAGUUCCCCAUGUGAAAAGUAAGCCUGCGUCAGUUCCUGUAUCUUGUACUGGCACAGCUGACUCCCAGCAAAGCAGUGUAGAAAGGCCACUACAGGGGCACCCAGGGCCAGUCCCUCCACAAGUUUUUAUACCUCCUGUUAGUUCAGCCGUUAAGACUGAAGCACAAGCUCCCCAUACUACUACUGUUGGAUCAAAUAAUACUCUGCCUAUAGUUUCUUCCCAAGUUACUGUUCCUAAUCAGAUUGUUGGCCAGGCACCUGUACUCACAUCAGCCUCAGUCUCAAGCCUAAAACAGGCAGUAAAUCCUCAAGCUCCCAUUGUGACUGCAGCUGGUACAACCGCUGGGGUCUCUUCCAGUACAUUGCUUACUACAGUCACUCCUGUACAUACUCCCGUGCUGUCUGUUGUUCCAAUUGUUGCUGCACCAGUACCUGUUGAGGGAUCCCAUAUUACAUCCACUCCUGCUGCUGUCUCCAGUGGAGGGCCAUCAGGCCAACCUGACCCUCCAGCUGCAGAGCCACCCAUGCCACCAAAUUCAGCACCUGCUGAAUCAGCUCAAACCACUUCAGCACCUCUUCAACAAGAAGCUUCACAGGAUUCUGGCUCCACUGAGAAGAAGAAUGAAGAGUUCUCAACAGGUUCAGAGCAAGGAUGGGCAAAGAAAAGAACGACGCCCAUCAACUUAGUCCCAAGAGCUGCUGUGGAGAAGCCCAAGGGGCCAAGCAGGCGCAGCUCUCGAGCAGAGAAAGACUUAGAGGAGGAGCCAUUGGCAGAUAGUGGCAUUAGGAAGAGAUCAGCUAGGCCUGGAACAAGUGCUGCAGUAAAAGAAACUGCAGCAAGUCCCACUCAAGCCAAACGAAGGAAGUCUAAAUAGGCACAGCUACAGUUGUUUACCUGUGAAUUGUACUGUAAAUGCUUUGUUUUCCGCUGUGAAUCAGUUGAUGUUGGCUUCUCUGGCCUAGAUUAUAAAUUUUCACUGGAGGAAGAAACUAUGUACAGAUUGUUUAAACAAAACAAAAAAAAAAUGAAGCUAUUGUUUUGUCCAUAGUGUCAUGUGUGCUUGCAUUUUGUGUGACUGUGCUUUUUAUGUUAAAUGCUGGAUUAAUUGUGAAGAUUGAUAAUGAACCUCACCAUUACUGUAUAAUUAUGCUGUAACAUGGAAUAAAUUUUUUUACUGCUUUUGUUCUGUGAAAAAAAAMAAACACA
Molecule: messenger RNA, 7460 nt
Organism: Austrofundulus limnaeus
Lineage: Eukaryota; Metazoa; Chordata; Actinopteri; Cyprinodontiformes; Rivulidae
Gene: ncoa6
Product: nuclear receptor coactivator 6
Exons: 17
Coding region: 139-7128 (2329 amino acids)
Biological process (GO): positive regulation of transcription by RNA polymerase II
Cellular component (GO): histone methyltransferase complex; transcription regulator complex; nucleus
Source: RefSeq, a predicted model, not a curated record